Messenger RNA from Durio zibethinus, 1167 nucleotides. RefSeq names its product RTE1-homolog (gene RTH). Gene Ontology annotation, cellular component: endoplasmic reticulum; Golgi apparatus. Lineage: Eukaryota; Viridiplantae; Streptophyta; Magnoliopsida; Malvales; Malvaceae. The record is from RefSeq and is a predicted model, not a curated record. Gene Ontology annotation, biological process: regulation of ethylene-activated signaling pathway; response to ethylene.
AUAACUAUUAAACAAACACAUGAUACACUAAUCAUAAACCGGUACAGGGUAGGAAAUCAAAUUCCAUUACCCAAACAUACCACAAAUUUUAAACAGGUGCCGCACGCCCUUUUUGACCCAUCGCUUGGGUACCCGAUUCCUGGACUUUCCGCUGGAUCUGCGUUUCUCUAUCCGACAAAGGACAGUUGGCAAUGGAAGAACAAGUAGAUUCUGAUCACCAGCCGAUGGUGGAAGAUGGUUUUCCUUUUCCACAUGGUAUGAAAAUUGAUCCAAGAAGGGCACGGUUUCCAUGCUGCAUUGUUUGGACACCUCUACCUGUUCUUUCAUGGUUGAUUCCUUUCAUUGGCCAUGUUGGGAUUUGCAGAGAAGAUGGAGUUAUUCUAGAUUUUGCAGGGCCUAAUUUUGUUUGUGUUGACAAUUUCACCUUCGGGGCAGUGGCUCGCUAUAUCCAAAUAAACAAAGAUAAGGAAUGCUGCAUUUCUCCCCAUUCCUUUGCAUUUAAAGGAGAUCAAGAAUACCAGCAUGAUGAUCCUAGGAGAGAGACGUUAACAUGGAAUGAUGCACUACGAAAAAGCACACAAGAAUUCCAACACCGGUCAUACAACCUUUUCACUUGCAAUUGCCAUUCUUUUGUAGCAAACAACCUGAACAGGUUAGGCUUUCGAUCUGGUGAGUGGAAUGUAGUGAACCUUGCUGUUCUCAUCUUCCUCAAGGGCCAGUGGGUGAGCAAAACAGCAUUUUUGCGAUCUUUCUUGCCAUUUGUUAUAGUAUCCGGUCUUGGACUUGCAUUUGGUGGCAUGACAUACCUGUCUUUCUUAGCCCUCUUUGCAUCCCUUCUUGUUGGUUGGUUCCUUCUUGGUACUUACUGUUUCAAGAAUUUGAUCCAAUUGUAGCUUUUCAACUCUCCAACUCCGUUAAUAUAGAAGAUUUGCUUGGAAUAUUCAUGCAUGCACUUGUAGAAUAUCGAAAAUAGUAGACAAUGCUUAGGCUAGACUAGGCUAUUACAUGGAAGUUGUAGUCUUUGUUGCUCUCCUUGCUAAUACAAGCCCAUUCAAGUUCUUGCAUUUGUUUUAUCGAGUACAAUGCAUAGACGAAGGGAGCAAUAUUGUGAUUCAAUAGUAAGUAGAUAUGACAAUUUAUGUAUUUAUAUUAUGUAAAAUAUUGAUA